AUGGAGGUGGAUACGGAAACGACGGUAACAGUGGUUCCAACAGGAGUCUACCAGAGCGGAUUAAGUCAUGUGCAGUUAUCACCGAGUGCUAUGCGUCUGCAAACGUACAGUGGCGAGUCCUUAGAAGUACGAGAAGAAGCAGAUGUUCCAGUGAGGUAUGGCAAUCAAUUCGCUGUGCUAAAAUUAGUUGUUGUUGAUGGUAGCUACAAGCCUGCAAUUCUUGGAAGGAGGUGGUUGCAGGUGAUUCACAUGGAUUGGAGCUCAUUGUUUCAAGUUCAUGGAGAGGAACGUCUUAGUCUAGUUGAGCGGAUUCCUGCACUAUUUGGUCCAGUAGUCGGUACCUUGGAGGGAAGUCAAGUCAGGAUUACACUUAAGGAGGGAGCUCAAACGAAGUUCUAUAGACCCCGUCCUGUACCGUACGCGUUACAAGAGAAAGUGGACAGUGAGCUGUCACGGCUGCAAAACGAGAGCAUACUGAGACCUGUGGAAAGCAGUCAUUGGGCUACGUCCAUAGUAGUGGUCCGGAAGGCAGAUGGGACUGUGCGUCUGUGUGGAGAUUACAAGGUGACAAUCAAUUCUUAUUUAGAGAGCAAUCCAUACCCUAUGCCUAAUCCGGAAGAUCGUUUUGCCACAUUAGCAGGAGGAGCUAUAUUUUCAAGGCUGUAUAUGAAACAUGCUUACCAACAGUUGCAAGUGGAGCAAGGCAGCCAAGAAUAUCUGACCGUGAAUUCCAGUAAGGGGCAGUUCGCUUACACUCGAAUGCCGUUUGGAAUCAGCACAACACCCAGCAUCUGGCAGAGAGAAAUGAAUAGGAUCUUGGCAGGAGUUGCCGGAACAGUAUGCUACAUAGAUCAUAAGGGCGGGUCUAAAAGCUCAAACGAGAAAAAAUGUCAAUUCAACAAGUCACAAGUUGAAUAUCUAGGCCAUGUUAUCAGCAGCAGAGGCAUUCAACCGUCAGAGAGCAAGGUGGAAGCAAUUCGAGAUGCACCACCACCGACACAUGUUACUGAAUUGAAGGCAUUCUUGGGUCUUCUCAGUUACUAUAGGAAGUUCCUGCCUAAUCUGAGUUCAGGAACAAGACAGAUGAAAGCAUUUUUGGAAGCGAAACAGAAGCUGUUGCAGUCUGAUUUCUUAGUACACUACGACUUAAAGAAGCCUGUCAUUCUAUGCUGCGAUGCAUCACCAGCAGGAGUCGGAGCUUGCCUAUCACGUGUCAUGGCAGAUGGAGCAGAAAGACCGAUAGCUUUCGCGUCUAAAACUCUUUCUCAAGAGGAAGGAAAAUAUGCACAGUUGGAGAAAGGGGCACCGGCUCUUAUCUUUGGAGUGAGACAGUUUCACAAAUAUUUAGUUGGGAGACAGUUCACUUUAGUGACUGACCAUCAUCCAUUACUACGGGUCUUAGGACCACAUGUUGGAGUCCCAACCUUGGCAGCAGCACGUUUGCAGCGCUUGGCUCUUAUUUUGAGUGCAUAUGAUUAUGAAAUCCAGUAUAAGCCAGGAGUUGAGAAUAAGGAAGCUGAUUUGCUAUCCAGAUUACCCAUUCCAGUAGAAGUCAUUGACCCAAAUGAGCAGACGUUUAAUGUGGAUUACUGUGAGGCAUUACCCAUCACUGCAGCAGAGAUUGCAAAAGAAACGCAGAGAGAUCGAAUUCUAAGGAGAGUUUAUCAAUAUACAAAAUGUGGUUGGGGACCCAGUGGUGAACCAGCCAUAGAACAAUACAGGAGACGAGCGAGUGAGCUUUCGAUUGAGAACGGUUGCUUACAAUGGGCGAACCGUGUCAUCAUUCCAAGCAAGUUGAGAUCGCUGAUUCUAUCGGGGUUACACGGACACUUGGGAAUGAGUCGAAUGAAAUCAUUGGCCUGCAGCUAUGUAUGGUGGCCAAGCCUUGAUAAAGAGACUGAGGAAGCAUUGAAACGGUGUGAAGCUUGUCAAAGUCUGCGCAACAACAAACCGGCUCGGGAUGAUCCUCCACACCCUUGGAUUUAUCCUCAGAAGCCAUGGGAGAGAGUACACGCUGAUUUUUGUGAAGUCGCAGAAAACAGUCCUGCAACCUAUCUUGUAAAUGUUGAAGGAGGGACAAGGUAUGUUCAUAUUGACCAAUUGAGAGUGCGUGAUGGAAGAAGUUUUCCAGAGUACACAUGGGAACCUACCGAGGAGAUCUCUCUACUCACAGGGAACAAAGACAAUGACAACAACAAGCUAAAAGGACAAGAUGAAUCGAAAAGUGCACGAGAAAACAUCACUGAGAUACCAAUGGCUCAGCAGCCGCACCAGACACCACCGUCCACAACAGCACCAGAAGAGAGACCAUAUCCUCUCCGGGAAAACAGGAAACCACCCAAACGUUUCUUAUCAGAUUACUUUGUUGGUGUUCAGCAUGGAACUCAGUCGUCGUUUAGACAAUUUUCCUUUGUGAAGGCUUCACCUCAAAAUCGUCUCUCUCUUGUUAAACUAUUUUAUCGCUGUUUCAAACCUAUUGGUCAUCGGGGAGACCUUCUCAACAUCAGGGAAUACCAUUCUUUUGUCACUCUCAUUUGUCCUGAUUUUCCUCUUGAAACUAUUCAGAAAACAGCUCGAAUCAUAUUAAUUAACUGA
Messenger RNA from Corticium candelabrum, 2595 nucleotides. RefSeq lists its product as uncharacterized. The record is from RefSeq and is a predicted model, not a curated record. NCBI's taxonomy places the organism in Eukaryota, Metazoa, Porifera, Homoscleromorpha, Homosclerophorida, Plakinidae. The transcript is spliced from 5 exons. The coding region runs from base 1 to 2595 and encodes 864 amino acids.